AUGACAGCCCAGCCGGUGCCGGCAGCCCAGUCAGUUUCGGCAGCCCAGCUGCCCUGCAGCCCAGUCGCAUCCAGCAGCCCAGCUGGUUCUGACAGCCCAGCUGGCCCUGGCAGCCCAGCUGGUUAUGACAGCCCAGCUGGCCCUGGCAGCCCAGCUGGUUCUGACAUCCCAGCUGGUUCCGGCAGCCAAGUCGCUUCCAGCAGCCCAGCUGGUUCUGACAGCCCAGCUGGUUCCGGCAGCCCAGUCGGUUCCAGGAGAAAAUCUGCCCAGCAGCCCAGUCGCUUCCAGCAGGCCAGCCAGUUCAUACAGCUCAGCCGGUUCCGGCAACAGAAUCGGUUCCAGCAGCACAGCUGCCCCACAGCCCAGUCGCUUCCAGCAUCCAAGCCGGUUCUGACAUUGCAGCUGGUUCUGGCAGCCCAGUCAGUUUCAGCAGCCCAGUUGCCCAGCAGUCCAGACGCCGGAUCUGCAGCCCAGCCAGUUCUGGCAGCCCAGUUUGUUCUGGCAGCCCAGCUGGUUCCAACAGACCAGCUGGUUCCAGCAGCCCAGUCGGUUCCGGCAGCCCAGCUGCCCAGCAGCCCAGAUGCUUCCAGGAGCCCAGCGGUUCUGCCAGCCCAGCCGGUUCCGGAAGGCCCAGUCAGUUCUGGCAGCCUAGAUGACCUGAAACCUAGUCGAUUCCAGCAGCUCAGCCGGUUCUGA
Molecule: messenger RNA, 696 nt
Organism: Schistocerca cancellata (South American locust)
Lineage: Eukaryota; Metazoa; Arthropoda; Insecta; Orthoptera; Acrididae
Exons: 1
Coding region: 1-696 (231 amino acids)
Source: RefSeq, a predicted model, not a curated record